Sodiomyces alkalinus F11 is the source of this 2607-nucleotide messenger RNA. RefSeq lists its product as hypothetical. Lineage: Eukaryota; Fungi; Ascomycota; Sordariomycetes; Glomerellales; Plectosphaerellaceae. Gene Ontology annotation, molecular function: GTPase activator activity. Gene Ontology annotation, biological process: small GTPase-mediated signal transduction. Gene Ontology annotation, cellular component: cytoplasm. The coding region runs from base 1 to 2607 and encodes 868 amino acids. The transcript has 3 exons. The record is from RefSeq and is a predicted model, not a curated record.
AUGGCGGACUUUGCCAAAGACAAGCGAAACAUGACUCCAUCUACCAUGCCGGAGAAGAAGAGUUGGUGGUCUCGGAUGCUGCGAGUGUCAUCCCAACAGCAACAGCAACAGCAACAGCAACAGCAACAGCAACAGCAACAGGAGCAGCACGAAGACCGGCCCCCGCCCGAAGAGCAAGACGGCCGCAAGCCAUCUACUUCAUCGCACUCGUCUUCCCAAUCACGUUCCGCCCGGCGCAGGCGAAGCAUCAGUGACUUGGCUCACCAUCUGGUGCAGUCACGAAAGCAACAUACCAAGACGUUGACUCUCCAAACCAUGGUCAGACUGAGUGGGCAGUCCUGGCUCAGCUUACCCCCCGACUUCGCCCCCGGGUCUCUCGUCCUGCCGACGUGUCUCCGGGCAACGGCUCAGUACUUGGCCGAGCAUGGCACCACGACUCCUGGUAUCUUCCGUAUCCCGGGGUCCCAUCGCACUAUCAACUCAUUGUACGAUUACUACUGCUGCGAAAAGAAUCAAGAAGGGGUCACCCAGACUAUCCGCCACCCGAAUCUGCCCGAGCAUAUCAGAGCCGAGGUGCACGACGUCGCUUCUGUCUUUAAACGUUUUCUCGCCGUCCUUCCCGGAGGUAUCAUCGGUUGUGUAGCUGUGUUCGAUGCUCUCGUCGCUAUUCAUACACAACUUCGUGGCAAGGCCGCCGCCGGCCCCGACCAAUCGCGACAGACAAAGCAAAGGGCCCGGCUCAUCGCACUGGCCGUCGGUACACUCAGGUCUCGGUUCCGCCGCGAGCUCGUCUGCGCCGUCUUUGGUCUCCUGUCUCUCAUCGGCCAGCAUACAGAGGAUGCAGCCCAGAAAGACGGCCCGGGAAGCUCUCCGUGUCCAUCCGAACUCAUGGGAUACAGAGCCCUGGGCAUCAUCUUCGGCCCACUCCUGGUGGGGGAGCUGCUUGCCGACUAUGUUAUCAACACUGCUGCUGACCCGUCUGCGGGAUCUCUGCUGGACCCCCUCACGCCAACUAAGCUGAAGAAGGAGCGGCCGCGAAAGGCGUUGAAGACGCCGGAAUGUUCCCAAGUGGUAGACGGUUUGGACAAGAUUCGGCUCGCCAUCGACGCGGCCGAAAUGCUCAUCUCGCACUGGCGGGAGGUGGUGCGGGAAAUGAGGAGCCUGUCCGUGCUUUCAUGUCAGGGUCGCCGCAACGAAGAUGAGGCGAUUAAAAGGGGGAUCCUGAAAUCGGUCAUCUCGGACCGGUUCAUCAUCAAGCAGCCGCGAGGAGGCCCGGGCAUACCGGAUGCGCCAAGGACCAUAUCUGACAACACCUGGACGGACACGCUGUCGAUGAGGCGACUACGGCCCAAACCCUCCGUUGUUUCGUCGCCGGGUCGGAUCUCCACUACAGGCCUUCCUUUCAAAACAGAGCCAAGCCCAGCACGAAUUAGUGUACAGCCGGAAGUGUUGUGUCAGUAUUCGGGCAAAGAAUACGGCGAGGAGUCCAACCACCUUCUGGUACCAAGGCUGUCAGCCUCACCAGUCCAGCCGUUCUCUAAGCACGACGGCGGAAAGGACAACCUUUCGUCACAGGGCUCAGGUUCAGGCCUUGUGGCUGCUCGGUUGCGGCAGUGUAUGGGCACCGGCCCCAGGCAAGAUGGGAGACUCUCUUCCCAUGCCUUGUCCCCCGUCGACGCUGAACGGUCGCAACUGCCUCGUGACAACUCCUAUGGCGCUGGCAAUACGUCUCUCGAGACGGUGGUAUUAGCUCCUCGGACUCUUGAGGAGCGGCGCUGUAGCACAGCCGAGGAGGAAUCGUGGGAGCACUGCUUGCCAUUGGUCCAGGGGACGUCACAGCCCUCGUCCCGGGAAUGUCUUGCCCCUGUUGAAGCACCCGGCAGGAAUAUGCCUCGCCUUGCAGAAACGAAUCCGAACAACGAUAUGCUCACCCCGUCAAAACCGCAAUGUACGCCAACUGGACCGUGUUUUUCCAGCUGCAGAGGAAUGUCGAACCACUCAACCUCAAAGCUAACCAGUGUCAAGGCAAUGGCGGCCAUGUGGGAAGGAGCGGCGAGAGAGUUGCCGGAACCCCCCUCAUCACUGCCCCGGACUCGCAGACGGACCGAUAAUGACGAGAUUGGUGGCACUUCCUGGCCUUGGUCUCGCAGUAAGACACCGCCCAGAUCCGUCCGGUUGAUAAGAUUGACCUACGAUGCGGGUUCGAGCAAGGGCUCUACCAAAGAUGCUACGACGGUUUCGAGAAGACAGACGCCAACGACGCCACGGCACGGGAGUGGCAGUACAGACAUGGGGUUACGAGAAUCAACCGGCGGCGAAGGCUCAUGCGAGCGCACCUCGGGAGGGGUUAAGCAUCUUCCGGUGGUGUCGGAUGGUGAUGCCUCCCUAACUUCGUUGCAUGCACAUGUUGCAAUUCUGAGAGGGCAGCUGUGGGAGGCUAGGCGGGAGUGUGUGAUGUGGAGGGAUCGGGCCGAGGCAGCUGAGAAGCGCGUGGUCAUGCUUGACGGCUUUCAUGGUUUGAAUGGGGGAGAUGCAGACUCUGGGGACGAUGCAGACGAAGAAGGCAGCGGGAGAGAGUCGAGAGACCGCAGUCGAGGUCAACACUGA